AUGAAUGUGGAGCUAGACAAGCACGGGUUGCCUCUGAGAAAGUCCCGUAAAGGGUGCAAUACCUGUAAACUCAAGCGACGCAAGUGUGACGAGCACAAGCCGUUCUGUUUCAACUGUCUUAAGCGGCAGAUUCAGUGUGGAGGAUAUGCGACGCAGUUCAAAUGGCGAUCUUUCGACACGGAGGACGACAAAAAGGAUACAAAGCCUGAGGGUAAAGACAAGGACCGCGAAAAGGGUGAGAAGAGCUCCAGCAAGAAGUUUGUCAAGAAUGAUGAAGACCUGUCAGACAAGAGGCUGAAAAAGACAUUUGCUGGGACGCGAGGCACAACAAACAUGGGCACCCCUGUCUCAAGGAGCACUUCAGAGUCCGGCUACGCUUCUGGUACCCACAUGGAUGCCUCUGGUAACGAGUAUAACGUUCCUUCUGGUGCCAAGAGCAAUGGAAAGGGCUCCAAGCCAGAUGGUGAGUUUGUCUUCCCCGUCAAAGUUGAGCCAGCACUGUUGCAACAUCAUCUAGAACUAGCCUCCCUUUCUGUCGUUGGGAAAUCUACACGCGAUAUCAAGUUCGACAAUGAGCUCAUUGCUCGUGGAAUCAACCCUCACACAUUCGAAGGACGCCGCCCCUCCGACGUCGGUCAACGCAUGCAACGGACACGAAUGUUACAUCGAAGCGCAAGCCAGGGCGAUGCACAUGUGGAAAUGGCAGCAUUUCGCUGUGACGUGCGCCGGUCGUACACAUUGGAUUCGCUAGCAGAAGCGGCUGCGGACCAAAUGCGCCGCCCAGACUCCAGCCCAUUCGACAUGGGACGAUACAUCAAACGUGCUACGCCGCCCGGAUCUCCUGCAACCAUAUCGCCUCAAAGAAUCGCGUCGGACCCGUUGCAGAAGCAAGGGGAGAUUGAAGGCAUGGACAAUAGAAACCAAAACCAAAAUGAGCAUGCGUCUAAUGGACAAAGUGACCUUGCUCCAAAUGAACAUAGCCUCACACAAGAUCUUGCGCAAAUGCAAGAAUCUAGAUCAUUGGAAAGACAGAAUGAACAUGAAAGCAUGCAACAAAAUGGGCAACUGCUGACAAAUCGGAGCCAUCAAAUGCUGAAAAACGACCAAAUGAACAGACAAAUGGGAAAUGUGCACCUUAUAGAAAACACACAGAUGGACAUUGAGGACCGUGUGACCAAGUUUAAUGGACCGAAGUUCGAGGACAUUUCUGGCACUAGUCCGAGGUUAGAAAACGGCGUGAAGUUCUCCAACGGUGGUGCCAAAUUUCAGACCAUGGGGCCAAAGUUUAUGCCCAACAUCGGGCCACUGCAUCAGCAUAUGGGCUCUCCGCUAGAGUUGUCGCCGUUACCUGUGCAACUUACGCCAUCCUUAAGCGCACUUCUCAGCUCGGUGUUCCCUGAUGAGCGCAAUGCACCAAGCCCUCUUGAUUUGGUACUUGACGAACCGCUGCGUUUGCUUCUGGAUGUUGCUCUUCGACUCGGAUCGCGUCUCGCCCACGCCGCAGAACAGGAACAGAUUUUGGCGCUCUAUCUGGCACAUACUUGCGGAAUCAUGUCGAUCAAAAACGGAGCCCAUGAAAACCCGUGGCGCACUGUUUUUGUUGGUCUUGCUGCUCAGCAUCUGUAUUUAUUCAACCUGAUUGCAUCUAUGACGCUUUUCCACCUCGCGGGGAACAUUAAUGUUCGUGAACAUGCUGAAGCAUUGCGUGCCAAAGGCUAUGUCUACAUGAAAAAGUGCAUUCUCGAGUUGGCUGCACGGCUCUCUAAAAUGGACACUGACUCCGAAAAUGCCCUUCCUGCUGACAUUGCGUUAGCAACAUGCCUCAACUUGGCUGUGAGCGAGUCCUGGGAUACCCACACCCUGAGCGGAAUUGCUCAUUUGAAAGGAGCGAAAAGUAUGAUUCACAAGGUUUUGGCGUGGGUUCGUGCACCCGAAACGAACCGUGCUGCGUGGCUUGCGGAGGCACGGCGUCACUUGGUACUCGUGUCGCCCGAAGAGUGGGCCCGUAUCGGCACGGGCGAGGCUCGUAUUGGAGCAGGCGACACACGAAGAUUCGAACAUGUUUCAUCCACUUCGCCUGGGUCUAACUCCAACCAGAUUUCGCCCGUGUCUGCGAUGCCUGUAUCUACUGGAUCGAGUCUGAUUCCUAGCAUGGUUGACGCUUUUGUCCCUCGCAAUCUCCAGUUGCUUUUCAACACAUGGGUUUACUUUGAUGUUCUCUCGCAAAUGACCUCACACCUGCCUCACGAUGACAAGGGCAUUGAUCUUGUGGCGGCAAUUACAAAAUCUGGACACGCAGAAGAAGAGUCGCCGCGCUCGGAAGAUGCGCCGUUUGCCUUCUUCGAACUUGACCUGAUGCUCCACAGCCCAGAUCACGUCGAUCCUCUUUUGGGAUGUGCGCAGUCGCUUUUCUUGAUCAUGGCCCGUGUUGCCGCCUUGAUAGGUCGCGCCCGCCAAACUCGCCCAGGACAGCGCAAUUCUUUGGCCAAUAUCACUGCCGCAGCCGAGUUGCGCAAACAGUUGGUGGAUUGGAAGCCAAUGGUGUCGCUUCAGGCAGCCGAGCGCCAUUCUUCAGGCGAUAAUUCUACGUGGGACUUGUAUCUGUGUGUGGCUACAGCCGAGGCAUAUCGUCAUGCCACGUUGCUUCACUUGUAUCAGGCAGUGCCAGAAAUUCCUCUGGUGGCUCCUCAUCUGUUGGCGGAGAAAAUCUUUGUUCUUCUUGCUGCAGUGCCGUCGCUGUCCAACGUGCACAUUGUGCACAUUUUCCCACUCUUGGUCGGGUCCUGUGAGGCAGAGCCGGGCGAAGAGCGCGAGUGGUGCGAGGCGCGCUGGGCGCUGCUCCGCGAGCGGCUCUGGAUAGGCAAUGUGGACCGCGCGCUCGAGGUGGUGCGCGAAGUUUGGCGCCGCAAGGACGAGGCGCGCGCCCGCGACGACGAAUCAUUUGACGACGAGGGCGCUUCGCACCGCUGCCAUUGGGGCACUGUGAUGCGCGAGUGGGGCUGGGAAGUGUUGCUUGCUUGA
Messenger RNA from Clavispora lusitaniae ATCC 42720, 3021 nucleotides. RefSeq names its product Zcf9p (gene ZCF9). Gene Ontology annotation, molecular function: transcription cis-regulatory region binding; zinc ion binding; DNA-binding transcription factor activity, RNA polymerase II-specific. NCBI's taxonomy places the organism in Eukaryota, Fungi, Ascomycota, Pichiomycetes, Serinales, Metschnikowiaceae. The record is from RefSeq and is a predicted model, not a curated record. Gene Ontology annotation, biological process: positive regulation of transcription by RNA polymerase II. Gene Ontology annotation, cellular component: nucleus.